This is a messenger RNA of Eruca vesicaria subsp. sativa (arugula), 679 nucleotides long. Lineage: Eukaryota; Viridiplantae; Streptophyta; Magnoliopsida; Brassicales; Brassicaceae. The record is from the annotation of a GenBank genome assembly.
GUUGAUGGGGAGAAAGGAACUGAAAGAAGAGAAGAAGAGAAGGAAAACGAGGCUGAGGAAGACAAGAGAAAGAGUGAAAAUGAUGAGGACGAAAAUGAUGAGCAAGAGGAUGAUGAUGAAGAUGAUGAAAUCAGGUCUGAAACUGAGCAAGAAGCUGCGAAAAGGAGAGAAGAGGCGGAUGCAUUGUAUUGAGGACAGUAAUGAGGCUAGUGAUAAAGAUGUGGAGAAGAAGAAAGAGACUCAGAAAGGUGAGGAGAUUGCUACGGAAGCAGGGAAAAAAACUCCUAUAUCACCAUAUGGUAGGACUAAAGCAGCAGCUGCGAGGAGACAAGUUUUAAUUACAUCAGAGAAGUGGAUAACACCACCAAAAAUAAAUGGUAAGGAGAAAGCUGUGGAGACUGCUAUGGAAGCAGAGAAAAUAACCAUUGAAUCAGAGAAAGCUGUGGAAACAGAAUCUAUUGAGACUGAAAAAAAGGUUGAGCAAGCUGAGAAGUCAGUUGAAGCUGAUGAGGAACAAGAUGUGGAGGAAGAGGAGGAAAAAGCUGAGGAAAGUCUUGCCGAGGAACAUGCUGAAAAGAAGGUGGAGGAAAAGGAGGAAAAGAAGGAAAAAGCUGAGGAAAUUUUUGCUGAAGAACAUGCUGAAAAGAUGGUGGAGGGAGAAGUAGAAAAACUAGAAUAA